Mycena indigotica is the source of this 888-nucleotide messenger RNA. RefSeq names its product S-adenosyl-L-methionine-dependent methyltransferase. The transcript has 3 exons. Lineage: Eukaryota; Fungi; Basidiomycota; Agaricomycetes; Agaricales; Mycenaceae. The coding region runs from base 1 to 888 and encodes 295 amino acids. The record is from RefSeq and is a predicted model, not a curated record.
AUGUCAGCACCUCUCCACAACCAAAACCACGAUCAUAUUACUGCCCGCCAUUUUCACCAAUGGACUGGCUCAUCCUAUCCACUUCCAGCGGAUGCAAGAGAGAAAGAGCGUCUACAACUUCAACAUGAUGCAGUCAAGCACAUGUAUGAGGACCGCAUUAUACUUGCGCCAGUCGAAUUCAAUGAGGAAGCUAAGGUUCUGGACAUCGGCACUGGCUCUGGGACCUGGGCCGUCGAGCUGGCUACAAACACACCGUACAUUGAGAUCACAGCCAUCGAUAUCGAAGCAGGGUGUUUGCCCCCUGUCCUCCCCGAGAACGUUAAAUUCCAACUCGGGACGGUGUUGGAGCUUCCGAAGAAAUGGGACAACCGCUUCUCUCUGGUACACCAGCGGUGCCUCUUGCUUGGACUUGAGCGCGAGAAGUGGCUGGUUGCGCUGAAAGAAAUUUAUCGCGUCCUCCAGCCAGGAGGGUGGGUUCAGUUAGGCGAGCCUAAACUCUGGCCAAGGGACUACAAGGAUUACGACCGUCCCUGCACAGAGAAACUCGCGACAAUACUCCGUGCGGUCGCCGAUUCUAAGAAUUUUUAUGCCGAUUGUGCGGAAGACUUAGGCAGAAUGCUCCAAGCAGUCGGCUUCACCAAUAUUAAGGGAGAAAUUCGCAGGCAGGGGAUAGGGGCUUGGGCUGGAGAGCAGGGUGUAGCGUGGAGGAAGAACUUGGCCGAUGUAUUCAACGGGAUUGAGACCUCUGCUAUGGACGAGGGCGGCUUCGGGCUCGUGAACUCGGUGGAAGAGUAUGAUUUGCUUUUGGAAGGGUUCGAGGAGGAGUGCGACAAGGUGAGGGGGGGAGGCUGGGAGUUUAUCAUCUACUAUGCACAGAAGCCAUUGUAA